Molecule: messenger RNA, 2344 nt
Organism: Oncorhynchus gorbuscha (pink salmon)
Lineage: Eukaryota; Metazoa; Chordata; Actinopteri; Salmoniformes; Salmonidae
Product: arrestin domain-containing protein 4-like
Exons: 9
Coding region: 398-1603 (401 amino acids)
Biological process (GO): protein transport
Cellular component (GO): plasma membrane; cytoplasm
Molecular function (GO): ubiquitin-like ligase-substrate adaptor activity
Source: RefSeq, a predicted model, not a curated record
GUAGAGCCUAUACGUUCCAAAGUCAAACCCAAUUAUUGCGUACACUUGGGUGUAAUCAGUAGUCCAAAACGGGAGUUUCUAUUGGGGAAAUUCAGACAGGUCCCUCCCCAUUUCAUUCUGUUUGCUUCCGUUUAAGAAUGUUUUUCAACAGAAUCCGCGUAAUGAAUAGGUCCCUGAGCUCUCUGGGUGUAGCUAAAUCAUUCGCUCUGCGACCCCGCUUUCUCUGGACAGCGUGGGAAAUUGGCCCAAUUACUGUAAUGUAAAACAAUGAGCAUGUCAAUUGUGUUUGACCUAUUCUAUUGAAUGUUUCUCAUGAAAUGUGUUACUAGCUGGUCCAUUGCCAAAUUCGAGUUUGACGUUCCCAUAUUGAAUCCCAGGACAACAGUAACGUCCAACGAUGGCUGACAAAGUGAAGGUAUUCUGUAUCAUGUUCAACAAUGAAGACACGCGUGAAUACAGUCCUGGUGAAGUUCUCUCUGGACACGUUGUGGUCGAGGUGUCGACGGGUGUGUCAGUACAAAUCAAAGCUGUCAAAAUAUCGACUAGAGGAUGUGCCCAGGUCUGUUGGGGUGAAGGGACUCGGAAAGCAUCAUCACCGAGCAGUGCUGUUAUAGCAAACACAUCAUCUCAGUGUGAGCAGGUGGAAUACUUCUGCAUAUCUCAAACUCUCAAAGAAACAUCAGAUGGUGAGGAAUUCAUCAGUCUUGAUGAAGGGCAUUAUGAGUUCCCCUUUCAUGUGGAGCUCACUCAAACGCCCCUUGUUACCUCUUUUAAGGGGAAGUAUGGGAGUGUUUGCUAUGAGGUGACAGCUGUAUUACAGAGGCCCUUGAAUCAAGAUCAAACUGUCAGCAGAGAAUUCUCUGUUAUCAGCCAUGUUGAUGUCAAUUCCCCAUGGUUACUGUCCUCUGUGUCUACAAACAACAAGAAGAUGAUUGGCUGUUGGAUUUUUACCUCAGGCCCCAUCUCUCUGAAUGUCAAUAUCAACAGAAGGGGCUACUGUAACGGAGAGUCAAUCCCCAUCUAUGCUGUGAUUGAAAACUUUUCUUCUCGACUCAUCGUGCCUAAAGCAGCUAUCUACCAAAUACAGACCUUCAUGGCAAAUGGCAAAACAAAAAGUCAUACAAAGUUGGUUGCCAGUGUGAGGGGUAACCACAUUCCAUCAGGCUGCACAGACACCUGGAAUGGAAAAACACUGAAGAUCCCACUUGUCUCUGCCUCAAUUCUCAACUCUUCAGUCAUCAGAGUGGAAUACUCCCUGGUCAUGGCACAGAUACCAGGUGCUAAGAAACUCAAGGUGGAGCUUCCCAUUGUGAUUGGCAGUAUACCAUACAAUGGCCUUGAAAGCAGAAGCUCCAGCUUGAGCAGUCACUUCAGCAUGGACAUGAGCUGGCUUGCACUGGCGCUUCCUGAAGUGCCUGAAACCCCCCCUAACUAUGCAGAUGUGGUGUCUGAGGAAGAGUUUGAACUGCACAGCCCCUCUUACUCUCAGUCCGAGGAGUUAGAGAGACAGCUUGGUGGACCAGCCUUUGUUUACAUCCAGGAGUUCAGGUUCCAGCCUCCACCACUGUACUCUGAGGUUAAUUCCCACCCAGUCCAUAGUUAGGCUAAAUGUUGAGCCUCGACGUCAUCUGUUAAAGAACCAAAGUGAUGCCUUCAAAUUGCAAUGUUGCACAAUAUUUAUAUUGUGGUGGAAAGAGUGUAAUAUAGAGUGAUCAAGUCGUGAACUAAUUAAACUUUGGAUUUAAAGCAGAUGAACAGUAUUGUUUUGAAUGAUUAUAUACUAGGCUGUGUUGAGAAAUGGAGCCUACUCUUUACAUGACUAUUAUUAGAAAUGGAAUUACUGCACAGCAUAUUGUUGUAGCAGGUAGGUGCAACAUAAUAUAAGAUAACACACCUUAUCUACUGUAUAUAAUGUAAAGCACUUUGAAAGCUACUGAAACCGAUUUUUGUCGUUGAAAUCUACAAUCGAUGUCGUGAAUCCUUUCCUGUUCAGGGUGUAUAAUAUAACAUGGCCAUUAUUUUUGAUGCAUUGUAACUAAAACGUUGAAAAUGUCUGAGCAGAAAGAGUAAUAUGCUUUGAUAGUUCAAAAGUUAUGCAAAUGUAUUAAUUCCAGGUGGAUAUUUUGACCUUGGAGUUGUUCCUUCUCAGAAUAUAUUGCCUUAUCUGAAAUGUAACUGAUGUUGAGUUUACAUGGUUGGUUUUGAAUUGUGAGUGCCUAGGGAAAACCUUGGAUCAUGCAGUGUUGUGAAUGUUUAUCAGGUACAGACGUAUGUACAGUGCCUUGCGAAAGUAUUCGGCCCCCUUGAACUUUGCGACACUUUGCCACAUUUCAGGCUUCAAACA